Messenger RNA from Nasonia vitripennis (jewel wasp), 4995 nucleotides. Its product is annotated as cylicin-2. The transcript is spliced from 5 exons. Bases 736 to 1479 code for a protein of 247 amino acids. The record is from RefSeq and is a predicted model, not a curated record. Lineage: Eukaryota; Metazoa; Arthropoda; Insecta; Hymenoptera; Pteromalidae.
AGCUCGAGCCAAGGCAUCGGCAUUCGGCAGCACAGCGUACAGCUCGAAUCGCGGCGUGUGCGCGCCUCUCCUCGGCCGAUCACGUGACCCACGCUAACCGCCAUCUUUGCGAUUGCGCCUCGCCGUAUAAACAGACAGAGUAGUGUGUGCGCUUGCUGCCGUCAGCCGACACGGACGAGACACCGGGGCCCGGACAUAUCAGAACUCGAGAGCACGGCUAGUGUGACUAUAUAUUCAUCAUCAGGAUCAGCAGUUCAGCGCGCAUUGAUUGAUAUAUAUAUAUAUAUAUAUAUAUAUCGGGACGCCGAGAGACGACUCGCCGCGGCAACUCGUCAACGGCAGCAUCAGCUCCCUCGAGCCUCUAGUACGUCUACGACGACGACGAUAUACGUAAACGCCGCGACGGCGAGCGAGCGCACUCUAUAGCGCAGUCCCUCUCGCUCUACUCUCCCGAUCGCAGUCGGCAACUCGCUCUUCCGUCUCGCUCUCUUUCUCUCUCUCUCUCUCUCUCUCUCUCUCUCGCUCGACUCCCGCGGCCGAGAGAGCAGUACAGCGCGCGCGGACAAAAAAGAGUGUGCUGCUAGUGUUUGCCGAAGAGAGAAGCUCUCCAAGAGACGUCGAGGACGGCCGGCCGAUUACAAGUCAGCCCCGCAUCAGUCAGCGCCCCCCGAGAGGAAAACCAAGUGUACCACAGUGAACCGAGUCUCGCGCGACCGACGACCAACACCAGACACCAUGUCCGACAUCAAGGCGGAGACCAAGACCGAGAACAGCGUCGACGAUGCCGUCAAGGAGGAGUCGCCAGAGGAAAAGCCAGCGGCCAAGGGCAAACGAACCGGCACAAAGAGGCUUUCCACUCUUGAAAAAACGGCUCAGGAGGCAGAUGUCAUACUCAAGGGUCUGAACUCGGGUGUCGAGAUCGAGGGCAGGAGACGUACUCGCAGCUCUGCGCGAGGAGUUGUCUCCGCACCCGCUCCAUCACCACCGAAGAAAGAGAAGCGAGAGCCACGUACCGGAGGCGGUCGAGGCCGUGGACGUCCCAAGAAGACCAAUGAAAAUGACGAGGAGAACACUGCGGAAGCCAACAAUAAAAAUGAAAAGGACGAGGACUCAAAAAUGGACGUGGACGAAGGCGCUGAUGAAAAAGAUGAAGCUAAAGCUAAAGUAACUGAAAAUAAGAAAGACAGCAAAGAAGAGUCCAACAAAGAAGACAAGACUGACAUUGGUGACACAGUCAACUCCAAGGAAGAAAAGCCAAGCGAGGAAACGGAGAAGAGCAGCAACUCCGAAGACGCCAAGAAAAACGCAGCAGAUGAAUCCGCAGCGCCGGCGGCGAAUAAAGAUGAGGUAGCCAAGGCUAAUUCGGACAGCACGACGGAAGCGUCGAGUAAAACGUCGACGGGUGCACCCGCGUCGGAAACGGCGCCGGCCUCUGAAAACGACAGUAGCGCGCCAGCUGCUGACGAGAAAAAGGAAUAAUUAUGAUCCUGAGCCGAGCGCAUCUCCUCCCGCCAGAUACCAGGGGGCGCAUAACUCGGGGUCGCAAAUCCUGCCCCCUCGUCUAUUUUAACGAAUUGACACCGACUUGUUAAUUGUCUGACUAAUCAGCGCAUCACAGUCGAAUUCCGCAUGCAUCGGAAUGAAGGAAGUAUGCUUUCGACGUUCCUCGAUUCAUGGUCAACCUUUAAGUUGGCAAGAGUAUAAUUAUUUUUUAGUGGUUCGAUUUACGUAUAAAAGUUGAGUUCUCAAGUAGUUUUAUCGAUAUAAAUAAGUUUCAUAAUUGUAUGCAUCACAUCUCAAAUCUGUUAAAUGUUUGCAAAGUAACAAAUAAUGAAUUUCACUCGUUUUAUUUUCAAAUCAAUUUUGUAGAUUUACGAGUGUAGAAAUAAGUCUAAUGCAAUUGGAUUAUGAUAAAAUAUAUUAUCUUUAUAAAUUAAAAUUUUAUAAGAGAAAAAUUAAUAAAAUCUUUUAAAACUACAAAAUUGAUCAGAAAUUUUAUAAAUAUCUUAAAGAAUCUAUCAUUUAUUCCAUAUAAAGUCAAAGUACACCCGAGGUUACUGUUCGAUGAGAAAACGGAAGUAUAAAUUAAAACGUGCUGUCAGUAAAAUUAUUUUACGAUAUUUGACGCACAGUGUCAGAUUUAUUUUAAUAUGAGCUCACAUCGAGUUGCGCUGAUUAGCUAGUGAUGUCGAGGAAAAUUUAAAAGUAGAGCAUACGUUGUUCAUGUACAAUGGUAAUAUUAUUGUAAAAUAUAUUUAAUAUGGACUUAAAAUAUAAAGGGAAAGAGAGAAUGAAGGCUGUUUUCAAAUCAGAGCUGAGAUUUAGGGAUAGCCUCGGGGUGUCUUUGCGAUAUGCAGAUCUGGUAUGGAAGCGGUUGCGAUUGACUCAUUCAUAGAGAAAGUUUUGCUGUAAUUUCUUUUAAUUACAUAAAUAAUGGCUGAAUGGAAGCGGAAUAUAUGAUGCUUAAGAAAAUGAAGAAAAGUUAUUUUUAACUCUCCCUUCUUUUUCUUUAACAAUUAUGCAAUAGUCGAGUUUCCAAGAAAUGCAGAUUUUUUUUUUGCAGAAUUAGUUUCAAUUUAUGCGUAUCUUUUGUGCUGCGCUGCGUUGGUGUCAUUUAUAAACUCAGUUUUCUUUAAUGUGUUAUCUUCACUAUUAUAUUUCUAUACAUAUUGCAUUAAAAAAAUAUAAAAAUCUUAUCCAAGUGAAGUUUGAUGUGAACAUGCAACCUCAUUGUUUUUACUGAGAUUCAUUACAUCACAAUGCAUGAGUACAGCAAGAGUUACAACUUACGCCACGUUUCAUUUCGAUUUUGUUGUAUCUUUUGUUCUAUUUGUUGUACUUUAUUUUAAUACAGGUCCAAUAUUGAAUAUGUUAAUAUUAUUGUGUAUCUGAACGGUUGUGAGUGUACAGAAGAUAGCUUAUACGAUCGAUGCACUAUUUUUAAGCAAAUCCACACUUAAUGAGACACCAACGGACAACUACUUCGUGAUCAUAAUAAAUGCUUCCGAGGAAACAUUUUUAAAUAUAAUUUGUUAUAUUGUAAGUGUUUCUGUUUUAUAAGAAAAUUGGAAAUAUAUAAAUUUUCAAUGCUUUCUUUGCGAAGCUUCCAGAUACUUUUCUAAAGCCAUUCAAAAUUUGUAUAUUUGAGUAAAAUACAUUUCUUAAUAUUUAUGUACAAUAAACUUAAGGAUUUUACCAUACGUUAUGGGUAAGGGAAAGAUUCUUGUUUUAACAUACAUUAAGCACGUUGUAAAUAACAAAUUUGUUUUCUACUAGGAUUUAAUUUCGCAGGAUUGAAAUGAUGACAUUCAUUUGUGCUCUUGCCCUCUGGAAAAUGACAAUAGUUUAUAACAAUUCACAAUUUUUAACUUAUUCGUAUCAUGUUUGUAAAAAUAAUAUAAUACGAAUUUUAUCAAACUUUGAUUACUCUAAUGUGAAUUAAUAGUGCUUCAUAAAAUUGCAUUUUCCACUUUUAAAUAUUCUGAAAUCUGACCAAUAAAAUAAAUGUACAAGUUUUUAUCGUGUCUGCCAAAUGCAAUGAGUCAGUGCAAUAAGCAAAUAAGAAAAAUUAAAGGAGGUCUGCUAAAUUUUAAAUAUUGUGAAUAAAUAUUUAUUGUGUUUUACUUUUUGAAAUCAAAUAUAUAAAAUGAUAACUUAAAAGCAUAUUGAUUUUAGCUUUUUUCAGAAUUAUACUCUGACACAGUGAUUUAAUAUCAACAUUAUUUGGUACAGUUUACUAAAGCUUUUUAGUACAGCGCUAAAUUAACUUCGAUUUUUACACUGUAAAUGUCAAUAGUAAUAAUAAAUAUUUAAUCACUAUUGCACGGAUCGUGUAUUAAUUACACUACUUCAAAAAGCUACAUUAAUAUUUACCCAAAACCAUAUGUAUUAGUCAAUUGCUUAGUACUUGUUUCAUAUUCUGUAAUACACUUUUAAAUUCUUACUUACUUAACUUCAGGCUUCAAUAUCAACUUUUUCCUUGAUGUAUUUAUAAUCUAUGAAAGAAUUUGAAUUUAUCACGUUAAGGUAACUUGGAGGAUUUUAUGGGCUAAGAAAGAUACUUUGAGAAACACCUUGCUAAUAUUUUAAAAAGCGCAGAAAGCAAUAUACAAUCAAAUUGAAUGAUCAUUAUAAAGGAUUGUAAAAACAUCAGAAAAAAAUGUUGCAUAUAAAGCACAUAUAUAUUUUAGUAUCGAAAUCGGGCAACAACCGGUAAGUUUGUCAGUGUCUCGUUGGGUGCGGUUUAUAGCGCUAGUUACAAGCAUUAGUUAAAUAAUUAUAAUUAUUAUGAUAUAAACAAUAUUGAAAAUAUGUAUAUGUAUAAAGAAAGUAAUGCUAAAACGCGGCUUGUCCCGCAAAUGCUAUUCGAGGAAAAUUUUAAGUUCGUCGUGCUCUUUUGCGUGACAAGCGAUUUGAAAAAAGAUUUAAACAUAAGAACACGCGAACGAGUGACAAAGAUAUGUUAGAGUUUAUUUGUCAUAAUUAAUUAUUAUGAAGUAUAGAAGAAAGGCAAAGUAAAGUAUAAAUGAACUUCUUAAAACGAGUGAAAUAAAUGAAUGCAAAGACAGGCAAUAGUUUUCACUUGUACGUCCAAGCACAUACUGGUACAUACAAAAAAAUUAAAGAGAACGGUAAUACACACGCGUCAUUAGAACUAUGGAUCAGUAGCGAAAUCAUAAUAUAUACAAGGACAUGCGACAUGAAAACUCCGUUAUUAUUCUCUUGGUUCAGGACAAACCUUAGCAAAUUGAUUAUGUAGCUCUUAUCGCGACUUAGCAUCGCUUAUUACGCCUCGUGAAAGCUAUAUAUGAAUUUAUAUAUGCUGUAUCUAAUUACACACAGCUAUUCUGUUUGUAUGACAUCUACUGAACCUAUUGUAGAAAAAGCGAUUCGACAAACUGAAGAUUAUAUAUAUUAUAUAAACGAAAGAAAAAUGAAGCUUGAUUUUGAAUUUUGUACUGAAAUUGCUUCGAUCAAUAAAAUCAAUAAAACAUU